Molecule: messenger RNA, 985 nt
Organism: Manduca sexta (tobacco hornworm)
Lineage: Eukaryota; Metazoa; Arthropoda; Insecta; Lepidoptera; Sphingidae
Exons: 5
Source: RefSeq, a predicted model, not a curated record
AAAGAAGGUGGAUUUUUCUAUAACGUCCAGAAUCUGCUGCAGCAGGAUUACCGCGGCGUAAACAUAGCGGUAUAUGCUCUGGCGACUGCUGGAUUGGCAGUGUCCAUACAUAAGAUCCGUCCGGUUAGCAAGUUUUCGAAAGCGACCAAAGUUCCGGAUCACUUCAUACGACAACAUGAACCGUUAAGGGGAGUGUACACAGGUGUGCAGCAUUCGCCUGUUCGCCUUCUAAUUGACCAUAAAGCUCCUAUAUAUUUACCGUUAUGGCAUUCCAGCAAACCGCCGCUACCAGUCAAGCUAUGGGGUGUGGACAUUGUGAGUGGCAAUGCAGUCAACUGGCUGGAGUGUGUGGCGAGAGGACAGAAUGUCACCCUGAAGCCAAUAGCAAGGGAUAAUGAUGAUCUUGUCUCCACUGUUUUAUUGCAUUUAAAACAACCUAAGACUAAAACAGUGGAGACAUUGGAUGUUGGACAAAAACUUGUAGAACUCGGAUUCGCUAAAGCCUCAGUACCUAACAAGAUAAAGAAGAAUACUGUUGAGUCACAACUAGCCGCUACUAUCUUGUCAGCAGAGGCAAAGGCAAGAAGUUUCCGAAACGGAGUGUGGUCUGAUAGUUUACCUCCUAUACCGUUCUACAUCGUGUACUGGCGAAAGGGAGCCCAACUAACAACGGAACUACUGAUUUUUACUGCAAAAAAGUUACUGAACCUUCUUGGAAUUGCUUCGAAAAGUGCCUUAGUCGGAACAAAGAAUUUGGUUCUCCGACCAUUCAAAUCAAGUCCUAAGCAAGUACAAGCAACAUGAAAGCAUUUAUCUGCAGCAAUUGUUACUUUUCUAGUGUUGAGUGGAACCAAAUGAGUUACUAAAUUCGUAUUUAUUUGGUCCCCUUCUUGUGGCUAGAGAUGAUUCUUCCAUUUAUUUAUUAGUGUCCAAAAUGUUUUUGUACAUAUUUACUGAUUGAAAAUAAAAGUUACUGAAUUAUUAA